AAGUCGCCUUAAUGGUUUAAUAGCCUUAGCCUACUAUCGAUGUGCCAUAUUUAUUUUGUGAGCAACCGCAAGCCCUGCUUUCAUUUGGACGCUUUUGGAGUCUGCUUAGAGAUGACAAUACACUAGAAAGUGUAUUUUAUUGUAUGAAGUAUUGGUUCCAUUUUUUUCUUAUAACGGAAUAUAGCCUAGGCAUCUUGUAUGAGAUGAAAACAGUUUCAGAGAGCGAAAUACGUUCAUUGGUUUUGGUCACAAUACGAAGAAACGAUGUCGCAUUAUUGUGAGGCUCUUCAUCGUUUGGAAAUCUCUUUUUGAAUGGGACGCUUAAGAGUGGCUCAUAAGAUGUUUGCAACUUCUUCACCAACAAGCUGAGACUCAGCCAUCAAACAGUAGAAUGUGUCCAGUUGUGCCACAACCACUGUGUGUGUCUAUUGACGGGCACUUACAUGGCUUUAGGGUUACCUUGGCAUUCCUUCUGUCCAUGUGUCUGUCCCGUAUGACGUUCACGGCCGCCUGCCCACCACCCUGCCUGUGUGCCAGCGACAUCGUCUACUGCAGUGGUCUCAAUCUGUCAACCAUUCCCCCUAACCUCCCUGGCUAUGUCACCCGAUUGGACCUCAGUCACAAUGUCCUAUCUGCUCUGCUUUUGGAUUGGCCAGACCGGUGUCUGGACAGGCUGACCACGCUGGUCCUCAGUCAAAACGCCAUUACCCAUCUGGCACCGGACACCUUCGCCCCCACCCCUCACCUUCGCCACCUGGACCUCUCGUCCAAUGGGCUGUCUCGGCUCAACGCAUCUGCCUUCCAUGGGCUCGGGGAACUUGAAGUGCUGCUUCUGUUUGGAAACCGUAUCAGUCAGACCAUGGCGGGAGCCUUCCAGGGGCUGAGCAGCCUGGAAAGGCUGUAUCUGGGCGGGAACAGACUGACUGCCUUCCCCCUGGAGCUCUACCAGCGAGAUGGGGCUCUGCCAUGUCUGCGUUUCCUGGAUUUGUCGAUGAACAUGGUGAGGCAGGUGCCCGUGCAGAGCCUACUCUCUCUGGCCACCUGGCAGCAGGGUGGAAUCUAUUUGCAUGGGAACCCGUUGGUGUGUGACUGUGCCCUGCGUGCCAUGCUGGAGUACUGGGAGAGGAGGCAGUACCGUACCCUACUAGACUUCAGGGAGGAUUAUCCAUGCAGCCUGGGUCAGGAGGAGUGGCUGAAUUGUUCUGCUAGCCCUCAUGGUGGGUUCCAUGGAACUGUAGAAGUGUCUUACCAGGUAGAGCCUGGCGAUUGGCUCAUGGUGCCGUGCCCUGGCGUUUCUCUCCCCCUCCGGGAAGGGUUGAUGGUGUUCUGGGUGACCCCGGGAGAUGGAUCCCCGGCACUGGGCGUAACAGACGGUCAGAGCAGCCGCCUCACGGUCCUCACCAACGGUACCCUGGAGAUCCGAGGGGCUCUCCGGGAGGAUUCAGGGACUUACUCAUGCGUGGCAGUCCGCGGUCGACACCGGAGCUCCAACGAGACUUUGGAGGUCACCGUCUCUGUAGGUAACCCCAGCGGACUGGCCAAGAGCGGGGAGGAACGUAGCAGCGGCGGGGAGCAUUUUAACACGGCAUUUACCACGCUGGCAUCCUGUGUGGUCAGCAUCGUCCUGGUGCUCCUCUACCUGUACCUCACUCCCUGCCGUUGCCAUGGUGGAAAGGCCGGGGGCGUUGGUGGGUGCGGCGGGAGAGCCAUGCUCCUCUGUGCAGACCCCAGAGAGGCGGAGCUCGCAGACAGAAGGGUCACCGGUGGAAAGAGGGUGGCCUUCCUCGAAACAGGGGACGAGCACCCCCACAAAUGCAGCGCCAAGCACCCAGUAAUGGAUGCUGCAGCCAUAGAGGGCAUUUUGAAGAACGGAAGCAGGGCCUUGGAGCAGGUCCUCGAAGAACACGUUGCGUAGCAUUCAGGGUGUGUCCUUCAAGCUCCACCAGGCUUUCACUGGACUAGACUACACCAUGCAAAAUGGACUGUUUGUAACAUGGUUCUCAAAAUGCCAAAUAUUGAAACCUCGCAUUGAGAAUCCAUACAUGAAAGAAGUUUUAACACCUGUUAUUUCACAACAGUGAUCAGACUGCUUUUUAAUGUUAUACCUACUGUGUGGAUAGAUAUGGAAACAGUAGUUGGUUUCUUUAUGUCAAAGUUUUAUAUAUAUGAACUUGCAGAUAAAGAAAUAGUUCAAAACAAAAUCCAUUCUGUGAAACACCUGUGUGAAAUGCUUUAUGUAGGCAUUCAUGGAUCUAUGAUGUUAUUUCAGGAUACACAUGGUAUACACUGUCCAUCCAAAUAAUUACUUGCAGGUUCCUAGUCUGUCAUAAGGUGCCAUGCGCUAUUAUGAAUGAUCAUAACAGGGCGAACACUGACUGUACAUGUAUUCUUAAUGUAUUAUAUGCAGGUUGAAUGGAUGCAUUCAGACAAAGAUGCCAAAGUCAACCCUGAUCAGUGUCUGGGGACUAGCCAGCUCUAGCCCCAAGCCUCCCAUGACCUAUAUACUAUUGUUGUUCUCGGUUAUUUUUGCAGGUGUGACUGUGAAUAGAGUUUUUCAAGGUAAGGAAGGGGACAUAUUUACUCUAGGGGACAUAUUUAACUACAGUAGGUUCCCAUUCCCACCCCCACUGACAGUUCUCUAGGGGACAUAUUUAACUACAGUAGGUUCCCACCCUCACUGACAGUUCUCCAGGGGACAUAUUUAACUACAGUAGGUUCCCACCCUCACUGACAGUUCUCUAGGGGACAUAUUUAACUACAGUAGGUUCCCACUCCCACCCUCACUGACAGUUCUCUAGGGGACAUAUUUAACUACAGUAGGUUCCCACCCUCACUGACAGUUCUCUAGGGGACAUAUUUAACUACAGUAGGUUCCCACUCCCACCCUCACUGACAGUUCUCUAGGGGACAUAUUUAACUACAGUAGGUUCCCACUCCCACCCCCACUGACAGUUCUCUAGGGGACAUAUUUAACUACAGUAGGUUACCACUCCCACCCCCACUGACAGUUCUCUAGGGGACAUAUUUAACUACAGUAGGUUCCCACUCCCACCCUCACUGACAGUUCUCUAGGGGACAUAUUUAACUACAGUAGGUUCCCACUCCCACUGACAGUUCUCUAGGGGACAUAUUUAACUACAGUAGGUUCCCACCCUCACUGACAGUUCUCUAGGGGACAUAUUUAACUACAGUAGGUUCCCACUCCCACCCUCACUGACAGUUCUCUAGGGGACAUAUUUAACUACAGUAGGUUCCCACCCCCACUGACAGUUCUCUAGGGGACAUAUUUAACUACAGUAGGUUCCCACUCCCACCCUCACUGACAGUUCUCUUGGGGACAUAUUUAACUACAGUAGGUUCCCACUCCCACCCUCACUGACAGUUCUCUAGGGGACAUAUUUAACUACAGUAGGUUCCCACUCCCACCCUCACUGACAGUUCUCUAGGGGACAUAUUUAACUACAGUAGGUUCCCACCCCCACUGACAGUACUAGGGGACAUAUUUAACUAAAGUAGGUUCCCACCCUCACUGACAGUUCUCUAGGGGACAUAUUUAACUACAGUAGGUUCCCACUCCCAUCCCCACUGACAGUUCUCUAGGGGACAUAUUUAACUACAGUAGGUUCCCACCCCCACUGACAGUUCUAGGGGACAUAUUUAACUACAGUAGGUUCCCACCCUCACUGACAGUUCUCUAGGGGACAUAUUGAACUACAGUAGGUUCCCACCCCCACCCCCACAGACAGUUCUCUAGGGGACAUAUUUAACUACAGUAGGUUCCCACUCCCACCCUCACUGACAGUUCUCUAGGGGACAUAUUUAACUACAGUAGGUUCCCACUCCCACCCUCACUGACAGUUUUCUAGGGGACAUAUUUAACUACAGUAGGUUCCCACCCUCACUGACAGUUCUCUAGGGGACAUAGUUAACUACAGUAGGUUCCCACUCCCACCCUCACUGACAGUUCUCUAGGGGACAUAUUUAACUACAGUAGGUUCCCACCCCCACUGACAGUUCUCUAGGGGACAUAUUUAACUACAGUAGGUUCCCACUCCCACCCUCACUGACAGUUCUCUAGGGGACAUAUUUAACUACAGUAGGUUCCCACCCUCACUGACAGUUCUUUAGGGGACAUAUUUAACUACAGUAGGUUCCCACCCCCACUGACAGUUCUCUAGGGGACAUAUUUAACUACAGUAGGUUCCCACUCCCACCCUCACUGACAGUUCUCUAGGGGACAUAUUUAACUACAGUAGGUUCCCACUCCCACCCUCACUGACAGUUCUCUUGGGGACAUAUUUAACUACAGUAGGUUCCCACUCCCACCCCCACUGACAGUUCUCUAGGGGACAUAUUUAACUACAGUAGGUUCCCACCCCCACUGACAGUUCUAGAGGACAUAUUUAACUACAGUAGGUUCCCACCCCCACUGACAGUUCUCUAGGGGACAUAUUUAACUACAGUAGGUUCCCACUCCCACCAACGACAAGGUAACUGGCAUCCAGAUGUGACUUAGCACGUCAAAUUGAAUGGUCACUGUACCAAACCUACAUGUUUAUAGACAAAGACCAGAGUUCCAUGUUUUUAUGGUUGUUGUUUUUUUUACAAACUGUGUUGUGAGUAUUACGUGAUCACAGUAUAAUGUAAUACCACAGCUAAAUGUGACUUGUACAGGCAUGUAGUAUCAGGAUGGAACCUAGUGAUUUGAAGUAUCUGAAGAAGGAAUCUGAUGGACUCAAAUCUGUGACCGUUUUUAAGGCUAUGUUGUCUAGUGCAGAGAACUCUAACUCAAUUGUGUAAUCAGGUCCUCAUAAAAGUUGUAUGUAUGGGACAUACAUGUUUGACCUGAACACCUAGCCCCCAUCCCUUCUGUGUUAACAGAUCUGAAGGAGCCGUAUAAACGUAAGCAAUAAUGGUGAUGGCACCAUCUAGCCUUUUCAAUGGGCUUUGGGGAGCUUCUGCCAUAUUGUUUACACCUAUCCGGUUUCAUGGGAUCUGUAAACAACGAGGGACUUGGAGCUGCUUUCAGUCUACUCAUUGUAUUUCAUUUGGUAUAAUGGAACGUAAAACUACAAUUUCCCAAGACUCAGUCCUCCCCUUUAGUCAUGUCCUGGGUAUUUUGUCACCUCCAGCUAGUAGCUACAGUAUCUGAUCCCUAGUUUUGUUAAAUACAUACACAGGUUACAACACGUACAUGCGUGUUAAAUUGGCAUGUUGACAGGUGAUUGUAAGUGUUAAUAUGUAAUAACUAAGUAAUACAUGUAACUGUUGAAACCAACUUUUCCCUCAGUCAGUCCAAUGUUAAGGUUCUCAACAUUAGCAGUGUCACAGCACAUUAAUUUAAUUUUUUACCUUUAUUUAACUAGGCAAGUCAGUUAAGAACAAAUUCUUAUUUUCAAUGACGGCCUAGGAACAGUGGGUUAACUGCCUGUUCAAGGGCAGAACGACAGAUUUGUACAUUGUCAGCUCGGGGGUUGAACUUGCAACCUUCCCAGUUACUAGCUUUGUAACCAUAAGUAAGUGAACAGAAAAUGUAAAACUGGCGCAUUGAGUCAAUGACACUUCAUGUGCUUGGGGUAAAUGUCCUUGAUAGAAAACAGAAAUAUUCAGUAUGAAUGGCCUCCCGUGUGGCUCAGCAGCCUAAGGCACUGCAUCGCAGUGCUAGAGGCGUCACUACAGGCUGUAAUCAGGAGUCCCAUAGGGUGGCACGCAAUUGGCCCAGCGUCAUCCAGGUU
This is a messenger RNA of Oncorhynchus gorbuscha (pink salmon), 5735 nucleotides long. RefSeq names its product amphoterin-induced protein 2-like. Gene Ontology annotation, molecular function: protein binding. The record is from RefSeq and is a predicted model, not a curated record. Lineage: Eukaryota; Metazoa; Chordata; Actinopteri; Salmoniformes; Salmonidae. The transcript has 2 exons. The coding region runs from base 392 to 1915 and encodes 507 amino acids.